Sitophilus oryzae (rice weevil) is the source of this 1226-nucleotide messenger RNA. RefSeq lists its product as uncharacterized. The transcript is spliced from 2 exons. NCBI's taxonomy places the organism in Eukaryota, Metazoa, Arthropoda, Insecta, Coleoptera, Curculionidae. The record is from RefSeq and is a predicted model, not a curated record. The coding region runs from base 26 to 1015 and encodes 329 amino acids.
GGAGGAUUUUUUCUAUAGCACCUUGAUGCCGUUAUUUCAAGAACACAGACUGGAAGAAUUACUAGAUUUUGCCCCAAAAUGCUAUUUGAGUAGAGUUAAAUGGAUGAUAGUGCUUGAUCAUUUAGGGAACCAGGGAUUCGUUACCUUGAAUCUAAAUCAGACUCUUGAUAUUGAUGGCUUAAAACACGUGGUAGCACAAUUGGCCAAACUUACUGCUGUUACAUUAAUUGUGGAGGAAAAUUUGUCACGUAAAGAAGGUAGACCUGUUAGAAUAAACGAAAUAUAUCCAAAAUUCCAAGAAACAAUUUAUAUAUACCAAGAGGAAAGCUCUAUCAAAAAAAUGAUUGAUAAAAAUAAAGAUUCUCUACAUUAUCUAAUAGAGCUACUACCAGAAGCAACCGCUCAGCUUAAUCUACCUCUGGAAGAGAAGUUUAAAAAAUUCGAUGAAGUGUUUAUGUCAAUAUUUUCAGGGAUACUCACUUCCGACAUUUUCAGAAACGCAAUUGCUCACGGCGACAUGCAUUUAGGGAAUAUGCUAUUUAAACAAGAACUGGACGGGUCUAUAUCUGAAUCUAAGCUAAUAGAUUUUCAAAUUCUACGUUAUAUACCGCCAGUUUUUGAUAUGCUGGUUUUUAUUCACGUGAACUCGUCUAGAGAAACGCGACUUAAACACUACGACGAUCUUGUUGAAGGUUUUUAUAAGGAUAUUGCCAAAUACCUGGAUAAAUUUGGGCAUGAUCCAGGUAAUGUUUUUCCGAGAGAUGUUUUUUAUGAAAGUAUCAAACAUGUGCGGCCGGCUUGUUUGUCAAUGGCUUAUUGGUUUUGUUAUUUGAUGAAAGCCGAUCCAGAAGUAAAAGCAGACUUGUUUAUGAACCAAGAGAAGUUUAUAUACUAUUAUGAAAAUAAUAACAGAGAAUAUAUAGAUUUAGUAUGGACGGGUGCAUGUUUUCAAGAAGGGUUGAGAAGUCUGCUUCAAGAUAUUACGGACUACAUAGUAGAAACAGAUAAUAUGUAGAUGAUGAUUUUAUGUUUAAGAUUUAAUUAUUAUAUUAUUUAUUAAGUUGAUUCGGUAAAUGCGGCUAGUUCUGCUGACGUCACACGCAAUUCCUUCCACUCUACGUAGCGUAGGUAGCCGAAGAGGAGAUUAGAAAUUCAAUAUGCUAAGAAAGUUCGCAAAUUUUUCAUGGCUCAUAUUGAAAAAUUUUUAGUUUUUUUUUAUUUAAAAA